Messenger RNA from Rhopilema esculentum, 1179 nucleotides. NCBI's taxonomy places the organism in Eukaryota, Metazoa, Cnidaria, Scyphozoa, Rhizostomeae, Rhizostomatidae. The record is from RefSeq and is a predicted model, not a curated record.
CACAGGGGCAUGAAGUUUUAACUUUGGCCGGGAAAAUUUAUUUCUUUAGGAAUUUCAGCCCGAUCGAUACUUUCUAUUCUGUUUUGUCAAAAAACAACGAUGCCAAAAAAUCAGGACGUAGUAAAUGCCUUACUAUUCGCGCAUAAUUUCGGAUAUAUCGAUGAUGUAGAAUUCGCAUUGCUUUAUGAUGUAAAUAGGCCUAGAAAUUUGGAAAUCCCCUACUGGCAGUAUGAUCAAUUCGACCUGGAAAACUUAUGAAAUGACGAAUGCAAAGCUGAAUUCAGGUUUUUAAAGGAAGACAUUUAUAGAUUAAUAAACGUACUUCAAUUGCCUCGAGAGCUUACUAUGUACAAUAGACUCAAAGUAGAUGCAGAAGAGGGCUUGUGUUUAUUGCUGAAAAGGUUUGCAUAUCCAUGCAGAUACUUGGACAUGGUUCCCCGUUUUGCCAGACCAAUACCGGAGAUGUGCAUCAUAUUCAAUCACAUGAUGAAGCUUAUAAACGAUAGAUGGGGGUUUCUUCUUACCCGCUUUAACCAGCCUCAUUUGUCCUCUGCCAACCUAAUAAAGUUUGCAGCUGCCAUUCACGCGAAGGGCGCUCCUUUAACAAAUUGUUGGGGAUUUAUUGAUGGUACCGUGCGACCCAUUUCAAGACCUGGAAACAACCAGAGAAUUGUUUAUAACGGACACAAAAGGGUCCAUGCAAUAAAAUUCCAGUCGGUUGCGACCCCGGAUGGAAUAGUUUCUUUGCUUUCUGGGCCUUACGAAGGGAGGAUCCACGACAGUGGUAUGCUGAGAAACUCAGGACUCCUCCCCCUCCUUGAGCAGUUUUCUGUUUCUCCAGAAGGGCAAGUAAUGUGCCUAUAUGGGGAUCCUGCAUAUCCGCUGCGGCCCCAAUUACAAGCCCCAUUUAAAGGGGCACAACUAACAGCAGAGCAGCAGCUGUGGAAUGCGAGAAUGAGCUCAGUAAGAGUAAGCGUCGAAUGGCUCUUUGGAGACAUCAUAAACUAUUUUCGUUUUGUUGACUUUAAAAAGAAUUUAAAAAUACAAUUAAGUGCUGUUGGCAUGUACAGAGUAUGUACACUGCUUAAAAAUGCAAGAUGCUGCUUAUAUGGAAGCAUGACAUCUGAGUAUUUUGUUUUAGAUCCGCCUCAAAUCCAGGACUACUUUGCUAUUCCUUGA